Messenger RNA from Cavenderia fasciculata, 2079 nucleotides. RefSeq lists its product as uncharacterized. The coding region runs from base 1 to 2079 and encodes 692 amino acids. The transcript is spliced from 3 exons. NCBI's taxonomy places the organism in Eukaryota, Evosea, Eumycetozoa, Acytosteliales, Cavenderiaceae. The record is from RefSeq and is a predicted model, not a curated record.
AUGACACAUAAACAUGAAGGAGAGGUAACGAUUCCAUAUGAAUUGUACCAAAAGACAGUAGAUGAAGUACAACAAAUCAAAACAAAGCAUCUCAUCACCUAUACAUCAUAUGCUGGUAUAGCAGAGUUUAACGAGAUCAAUCUACAAGUAGAACUUCAUAUUAGAGUAUUCCAAUCAGAGAGAUGUGCUGUCCCAUUGAUGGGUCAAAAGGCAACCAUGAUCGAUUCAACUAUCACCUUUGUCGAUCCAACCAAAGGUGUAUCUGUUGAUGGUGACACUGUCAAUGCCUGUAUCAUUACCUCUCAAAAUUACUAUCAUCUCUAUACAUCUACUCCAGGUAGAUAUAUUGUAAAGGUUACUCUUUCAGUACCUUAUUUAACCUCUAAAAAGACUGGUAUGGAAUUAAUGAUUCCUCAAUCAUCAAAUAAUAAUAUAUCAUUUAGAGUACCACAAUCAAAUGCAAAUAUAAAGAUAUUUAAUUCAUUCCCAGAUAUUGAAUCAACUGAGGAAUAUGAAAAGAAGAGUGGCAAAGAAACCAAUAAUCAAUACACUAUGAUAUUCUCUAAAUUGCCACAAGAAACUCUUCUUCGUGUUCAAUGGACAUUCAAAUCCGAAACACAAGUUCCAAACAACAACAACAAUAAUAACCUUGUCACUAAUAUUGUAAAGACUAAACCAAAUGUUAAUGUUCUUCAAAAUACUCUUGGUUCAAUUGGUGAAGGUUUAUUAAUUUUAAAAUCAACUUUUAAUUAUAGAAUUGUAAGUGGAACAUUAUCAGUAUUUAAUAUAACAAUUGAAAAGAAUGUAAAUAUUAUAUCUGUUGAUGGUGAAGCUAUAAAGAAAUGGGAGGUUGUUGAUAUUGAAAAGCCAGAAUCUUCAACACAACCACGUAUGCUUCAAGUACAUCUUGAUUAUGGUGUUGAAAACAACUAUGAACUUUCAAUCUCUGCCGAGUACAAUAUGCGUGAUACAUCGGCUGAAGUUCGUAUCCCAAUCAUGGUAUGCAAGGGUGAAGAAAUCUCUAGACAACGUGGUUUCCUUGCCAUCGAAGCACGUACCAAUGUUGAAAUUUCAGAGAUUGGAUGUCUUGCCGCCGACGUUAUCGACGUUCAAGAGCUUCCCAUCCAAUUGUCUCGUUUGGCCACACAUCCAAUCCUCCUCGGUUACAAAUACCUCGAUCCAACAUUUGAGCUUGUACUAAAGGUCAAAAAGAACUUGGAUGUCCCAGUAUUGGUGUCGAUUUGUGAAGCUUCCCAUUUCAUCUCUACAGUCUCUGACACUGGUCGUGUCAUUCAUCAAAUGGUGCUUCUCAUCAAAAACACUCAAAAGCAAUUCCUCCGUAUCCAACUGCCCUUUGAAUAUGACCUUUGGAGUACGCUGAUGGAUGGGACCCCUAUACGACCCAGCUGCAUCAACAAUGACAAUGAGAGCUCACCAAUUCUGUUGGUUCCUCUUUUAAAGCCCGCUGGCGCAAAGUCACUCCACAGCGACUCGACAUCCGUCCAAAUCGAAGUCGUACUGUUGGAAAAGAAUAUCAGACCGAUUGCAAAGAGCUCAUCCAUGACAUUUACAAUGCCACGUGUCGAUCUCCCACUUAGAUCCGUCUCGUUUACUCUCUACCUUCCCCAAAAAUUCAUGACCAAAAACUUUGAAGGCAACCUCAAAAAGGUCACCUACUAUAGUCAAACCCCUCCAGCUCCCAUUCUAAAGGACGCUUCGCAUACCAGCAACAAUAGCAACAACAACAACAAUGCCUAUGGAGGUAAAAGAGGAAGAGGAGGUUAUAGUGAUGAUGAUGACGAAGAAGAUGAAGACUUUGGUGGUGCCACCCAAAUCAACUCAUUGCUCAAAAGAAAUGAAAGUAUGGAUUCCUUUGAGUAUAAUAGCAAGGGUUCGUCUCUCUCCUUUAGCAAAAAGAGUAAGGCCCCCGCCAGAAAGGGCGCAGGUCUCAUCCCGGUCAGAGUCGAGAUGCCAACUACAACCAACCAAGUAAUGUUUGAACAAAUUCUUCUUUCAGGUGAUAAUGAUCUCACUGUCUCUUUUGAUUAUAAACAAUAUGAACAAAAGGUUGUAAGAUAA